Galleria mellonella (greater wax moth) is the source of this 6092-nucleotide messenger RNA. RefSeq names its product probable phosphorylase b kinase regulatory subunit alpha. Gene Ontology annotation, cellular component: phosphorylase kinase complex. The transcript has 18 exons. Gene Ontology annotation, biological process: glycogen metabolic process. The coding region runs from base 109 to 3810 and encodes 1233 amino acids. The record is from RefSeq and is a predicted model, not a curated record. Lineage: Eukaryota; Metazoa; Arthropoda; Insecta; Lepidoptera; Pyralidae. Gene Ontology annotation, molecular function: calmodulin binding.
AUUCUGGAUGACAUUGAUAAAUGAAAAUUAAAAAUUAUUCUUUUAAUUUUUCAUUAUACGUUUAUUGUUAUUGUUUGAAAGUUAUUCAAAUGAAUAUUUAAAUUCAAAAUGAGAACCCGCAGUAAUUCUGGGGUUCGACUUGAUUAUUAUCAAAGAGUCGUACAUAAACUAAUUUUAGACCAUCAGCAACCAGUAACGGGAUUGUUUCCAGCUAGCCCACAUAAUGAUCAUGCUUGGAUCAGGGAUAAUUUAUAUUGUAUAUUGGCAGUAUGGGGACUAUCGAUGGCCUUCAAGAAAAUUGCUGAUCAAGACGAAGACCGUGCUAAAACGUAUGAGUUAGAACAAAGCUGCGUUAAGCUAAUGAGAGGGCUUCUAAUGGCUAUGAUGCAACAAAAAGAUAAAGUAGAGAAGUUCAAAAGCUCACAGAACCCACUUGAUUCGCUUCAUGCCAAAUAUUCAUCAGCUACAGGCCGUACUGUUGUUAAGGAUAAUGAAUGGGGUCAUUUACAAAUUGAUGCCAUAUCACUGUAUUUGUUAAUCUUAGCUCAAAUGACUGCUUCAGGACUGCAGAUUGUUUUCUCACUUGAUGAAGUUGCAUUUAUACAGAAUUUAGUAUUCUACAUUGAAUCAGCAUAUUGUACACCUGACUAUGGCAUUUGGGAGAGGGGUGAUAAAACUAACCAUGGCCUACCAGAAUUAAAUGCUAGUUCUAUUGGAAUGGCCAAAGCUGCUCUUGAAGCUAUGAAUGAAUUAGAUUUAUUUGGUGCUCGAGGUGGACCCUCUAGUGUAAUUCAUGUACUGGCUGAUGAAGCUCAGAAGUGUCAGGCUGUGCUACAGUCCAUGUUGCCAAGAGAAUCCAAUAGCAAAGAACUUGAUUCUGGCUUGUUGUCAAUUAUUAGCUAUCCAGCAUUUGCUGUUGAUGAUCCACAGUUAAUUGCUAGGACUAGAGAAACAAUAGUGACAAAACUCCAAGGCAAAUAUGGGUGUAAAAGGUUUCUUCGAGAUGGCCACAAAACUCCUAGAGAAGAUCCUAACAGAUUGUAUUAUGAACCAUGGGAGCUAAGAAUGUUUGAGAACAUUGAGUGUGAGUGGCCAUUGUUCUUUUGUUACCUUAUUCUUGACUACUGUUUCCAAGGUGAUAAAGCUAAUGUUAGUGACUAUAAUCACAAAUUAGAAAAAAUCAUGAUAAGGAAAGAUGAUGGAAUAAAACUGGUGCCAGAGCUAUAUUCUGUACCACCUGAUAAAGCUAAUCAGGAGCAAUGUGACCCAGGUAGCCAGGAGCGCAUACCUUUAGGUCGAUGCCCUUUCAUUUGGGCACAGUCAUUGUAUAUUCUUGGGAAAUUGUUACAAGAGGGUUUCUUAGCUGUAGGUGAACUGGAUCCACUUAACAGGCGACUUUGUUCAGAAAAAAAACCUGAUGUUGUUGUCCAGAUAGUAAUAUUGGCGGAGGAUAAUGAAAUAAGGGAUAAAUUAUUAGAAUAUGAUCUACAUGUACAAACUAUUAGUGAAGUUGCACCUAUUGAAGUUCAACCUGCCCGAGUUUUAAGUCACCUUUACACAUAUUUGGGUAGGAACAAAAAAUUGGGUUUAUCUGGAAGAAAGUCUCGUGAUGUAGGAAUACUCAGUACUAGUAAAUUGUAUUCAAUAAAUGAUCGCAUAUUUGCUUUUACGCCUCAGUUUUCUGAUAUGAAACGUUUCUACAUUGCUUCUGACUAUGAAUUGAUGGUUGAUAUACUCAAAGCAGAAAUUAAUUUCUUGAAGUCUUCUUGGCAAAACCUUCUUGGGCGGCCUCUUGUUGUUUUGACAUUGAAUCAAACGUAUUUAGAUCAAGGCAAGAUACCAAUGGCUAUGAUAACAACUAUGAAGAAACUGAAGUCGGGAUAUAUUAACGGCACUCGGGUAACACUCGGGAAUCUGGGAGAUUUUCUCAGUACGUCUGCCAUAACGAACUUGAGUUUCCUCGGCAGCCAAGAGGACGGUUACCCUGAUAAGCUCAAUCCUCAAGUGCAGAGCUACCUAGAAGAACAUCUGUUGAAAUCAUUCAGUAACAAGGUGUCGGUGCUAUCAAAACCGAUGGCGGCGCGCGGCCGUUCUAUGCGUCGGCGCAUGUCCGUCCGGGGCGCCAUCAAAAAGACGCGCUCUAUCAACGUCGAUUCGGAAACUCUUGGCAUGGAAGGCGAAUAUGUCGGCCCACCAGUCGAGAGAAAACCAUCAUGGCUGGAAGUGGACCCCGCGCAAGCAUUCGGACGCAGCCCGUCGCCAGAGGAUAAGAAAAAGGCCUCCACCAAUGACCCAUCAACUACAAUUUCGGGCGUCGAAUCCGGAAUGGAGGAGAAAGCUCCAUCGCCACCAAAAGAAGUGAAUAAGAACAUCCCCAUAAUAGUUCGCAACCGUCCUACAUCUGAAUCUCAGAACUUGUUGUACGCUGAGGCGGAAACCGACGAACUAAUGGCUAUGCUCCGAGAAACGGAAAGCUUGGAUGAGCAGGGAGAUAUCUUGCAAUACUUGGUCGACACGCAGGGACUUGACUUCAACACGGGCAUGUUAGAAAACGGCAAAGUGGUGACUGUAAAAGACUUACUAAAGGCUCUAUAUGAGAAAGCGUGCACUCAAAAGUUAUGGGGACUAGUCAGGCAUACUGCUGGCAUGCUUGGCAAGCGAGUGGAGGAUCUAGCUAAAGCUGUCACCGAUCUGCUUGUACGUCAAAAGCAGAUUACCGUUGGAAUGCCACCCAACAAUGAGCAUACAAUUACAGCCCCACUGCCCGAGAACGAGUUGAGACAGCUUAUUCACCUGGCUUACGGAGACGACGAGAGCACAGCGAUGUUGACGCAAGAGUUGUUGGUAUAUUUGGCCAUGUUUAUCCGUACUGAACCUCAGUUGUUCCUAGAGAUGUUACGUCUCAGAGUUGGCUUAAUUAUACAGGUAAUGGCGACGGAGUUGUCACGAACAUUAUCGUGUGACGGUGAGGAGGCGUCCGAACAUUUGCUCAAUCUGUCGCCGUUUGAAAUGAAAAACUUGCUGUACCAUAUCCUCAGUGGAAAGGAGUUUGCUAUUAACAGUGUUAAUUCACUAUAUGUAAUAAGGGAAAAGAUCAGUAAAAGUAAAGUAGGGCGCGGCAACUUUUCAAUAAUCAGCAACAAAUCUAACAGAUAUGGGAAGAAAUCACAGAUUAUGUUAGAAGGACAAUCACUUCAAGGGACCAUUGACGAUACACCAAUAGUCGAACCUGACCGCCAGGGGCAAUGGCUCCGUCGGCGAAGGUUGGAUGGCGCCUUAAAUAGAGUUCCACGUGAUUUUUAUCCACGUGUAUGGGGAGUGUUAGAAAGGUGUCAAGGUUUAAUAAUCCAAGGCAAAGUUCUCCAGCCAAAUUUGACUCAAGAGAUGACUUCUGGAGAAUUAAAAUUUGCACUUGCAGUGGAAACAGUAUUAAAUUCGAUCCCGCAACCGGAGUACAGGCAACUAGUCGUAGAAGCAUUGAUGGUUCUGACCCUCGUGGUGGAAUAUAAAGCAGUCAGCCACCUUGGUGAAAUGAUCGGCGUCGAAAAUUUAGUGCACAAAGCUAACCAGAUAUUUUUGGAAGAUCAAAUGCGGUGUAACGGGGAUGCUACUCUGUGCUGUGCCAAGAAUCCAUCGGAGUCAACAGGCGGAGCGCUCGUGUGUGGCGGCGCGGCGGGCGUGUGCCAACAUUUAUACGACAGUGCGCCCAGUGGUAGCUAUGGCACCAUGACCUACCUAGCACGAGCUAUCGCCGCGCUGCUUACUGAACGUGUGCCUGAUGCCCCGCCCGUGCAGUGUGCCAUUUCGUAAUAUUUAUUCUCUCAGCAGCAGCUGCGGCACCAUGAUCUAUUUAACAUGUGCCAUCGCCGCACUAUUUGCGAAACGUGUUCCUAACGCCCCGCCUUUGCAGUGUGCCAUCUCAUAAUGUACACUUUCUCAGCGGUAUUAACGGCACUAUGAACUAUCUAACACGAAUCACGUCAUACUACUUGUUAAACGCUACACCCGUGCUGUGUCAUCUUGUAUUGUUUAUUUUCCCAGUGGCAUCCACGCCACUGUGAUGCGUCUGGCAUUCUAGGUUCCUAGAGCUUAUCAUAUGCCUUAUAAACAGAGGCGACAAAAUGCAUACGUGACGUGGACCCACGAUCUUGCAAUUUGAAGGUCCUCAUGUUCCAUGGACUUCUGUUUUUUCUUUUAUUAGAAUUUUACACUUAGAUUUUUUAAACCGUCUUUUAGCAUCACCAAAGGGCCUCGCUCAAAAUGUAUCUUUCUUGCAUCUAAUUUAGGUUUUACCCCACCACUGCUGGUGGGCAUCAGGCACGUGCCAUCUCGUAAUAUUUAUUCUCAACAAUUACGACACCAUAUCUAAUACGUUCCAUCACCGCGAUAUUUGUAGAACGUGUGCCCCACCCGUGGUAUUUUGUACUUAAAAUAAACCGAAAACGAUAUAGUACCGAAUUUUUACUAAACACCGAGUUAGUAGAAACUCGGUACUAUAUCGUUGUACAUGUAGAGGCUUAAUACUAAGCAGCACACAUUAUGAAUGUAUCUUAAACUACGAAUCCAUCUCUUCUAUAGUUAUGAAUUGGCGUGGUUCCCAAUUUGAUGUUUUAUAUAAUAUGAGCGUCUGUCUAUUCGUCCUUAUAUAUCAACAUUAUAAGUGUUUAUUAUUUAGUCAUAGGUCAGCAUUAUUUAAACUGAUUAGUAAAUAAUUCAUAUGCCGAAUCGUAUUAUGUCCUGAUUUGGUUGAUAUAAGUAUAUUAAUAUUUAUUCAAAUGAGUGAACAAUCCUUAAGCUGAUGUGUUCAGCGUGUGCGAUCGCCUAUGGCAAACGUGGCACGCAUAUUUACGAUAUGGUGGGGAUGGUCCAAUAAGUGCCUCACGUUCUGACUCAUACAUGUUAUUACAUAUAUAUAAACUUAGUGAUUUUUUAUCAAUAUUAUUUUAAGCGUCUUCAGGGCUAUGACUGCGUACUAUAAUACAUUUUUAUAAGUACCUACUUAAUACUUCUCAUUUUUAUUACCCAACUGUGCAACGCAAAAUAAGAUAUUGAAAAUAUUGUUAUAUAUAUUAUUGUUAAUAUUCAUUAAUUAAUAACAAAAUAAGUACUGACAAAGAUUAAAAUGUAACAGUUGUCGAUACCAAUACCGAUAUAAUAGAUACGAUCCAGAAAUUAGUAAUCUUGAAACUGUAUAACUUUCUAAAAUUAACAUAGACUGAAGUGUAAAAAUAUUUAAAUCGUUCAUACAAAAUGGAUCAAGUAUUCGCAUAGUUUGUAUGGUUUUAAUUUUCGUUGAUUCUAAAUUUUCUUUGUUAAAAGUUGUUUUUUAAAUACUAUUAAAGCCAUAAUAGAAUUUAAGAAAAAUGAUGAACAUUUAUACUAUAGUCUGUUACAAAAAAAGGUAAUUAGCUUUUAUUGAAAUUGUCAACAGAAAUUAUCCCUAAAUAAAUAAUAAUAAUAUCAGAUUGAAACAUUUAAUUAAUAGAUUUUAGAUUUGUACAACUAUUAGACAUUAGUUUUCAUUGAGGUCUUUUGAAACAUACUAAAAAUCAAUUAGUUUCCAGAAAAGUUCCGUUGUUAUAAUCCCAUUUUUCUAUAUUGCUAUAUUUUGGAUUACUGUACUCAAAAGACAUUAAAGAGUGAAACUUUUCAAUAUUAUGAUAAAAAAUAAUUGCAAUUUGAAAUAAAAAGAGAUAGAACGUUGUUUUAGUUGAUGUAUUAUUAAAUAUAUUAGAAUUUGAAGGAUUUAGUUUAGGCUAUAUGUUUUGUCACAAAGUUAUCAGAUUAUUACUAUUAAUACAAUUUAAUAAUAUUACAUAAUAAAAAAGUAUAUUUAAAUAAAAAAAAAAUAUUUCAUAACAAUUCUUUACAAAUAUCUCAAAAUAAUUAGAAGAAUGCACAAUUUCAUUAAAUAGGCUCUAUUUUCAGUUUUUAGUCUCUUGAUUGUACAUCUGAGAUAUUUUUAUAAUUAUUAAAACAAAAAUAUUGACAAUACAAUUGUUUCUCGAUUGAUAAUAAUUGAAAUUGCUGUUUGUCCAUCUUUUGGGAAGAAUUAAUUUUAUAUAUGUAUAUAUAAAUAAUAAUUUAAGACA